CUGUAUUUUACUCUUCAGUUUACAAUAUGGCAGCCCCCAGAUCGGACAGAGUUGAUUCUAGUAGGAGAUUAUGUGCCCGUUAUCGCAAGUUUUUCAUUGCUGCCGGAGUAACAUUGGGAUUACAAAUUUUAUUGUGCCAUUAUUUUCUAAAUCUCAGUCAGAGAUCUGAGGAUAUUAAUUUUAUAAUUAGUGGUGAUAAUUCGGUGAAGAAAAUUUCGACGACAAAGAACCGUGGCACGCAAGAUUCUCCAAUUAGUGAUAAACUUAUAUCAACUAACGGAGGCAAAGGACCGCCCAGAAUGAGAAAACUCUACACUAGAGCUAGCACUACCUCCCUCAACAACGACGACUCUCUUCUUCCGAACGUUCUGCCCAAAGAACCAGCAAACAAAGCGGUUCAGAACCAAAACAACGAAACCAAAUUCCAAGAAGUGCCUGGGUCAGACUCGCCGGCUGCAGGCGACUCCCCGCUGACCAACAUCGACGUGCCUCAGGAUCACGCUUUCAGCAAAGCACCACUCGAAUGGCGACAGCACGACCAGGCGGCCGCUGAAGGAAACAACGAAGAGCAACAGAAGAAACCAGAGCCGAGCCUGGCGCAGUUCUCUCCCGCGUGUGACGUUAGUGCCAAGGACGUGGCCUCCGCAAUCAAGCGCGCCAAGACGGUUCAGUGCAAACAGGAAAUAGCAGACGUCUUUUGCCAGCAGCAGAAUGGAACCCUGUACACAAUCAAUCUGCCAAACUAUUGUCCCAACAAAGGUCAAGAUGCCGGACACUACUAUGGCUGUUACAGAGACUCGAGCUCGUCACGUGAUCUGGACGGAGGAAUGACCGAGCUGUCGGACAACACUCCGCAGGCGUGCAUUGAUCACUGUUACAGAUCAGCUCAAAAAUAUGCAGGUUUACAGUAUGGGAAAGAAUGUUGGUGUGGCAGCUCUUAUGGUAAGCACAGCGACAAGCUGGACGAGGCCCACUGCUUCACUAAAUGCCCAGGAGAUGCAUCCCAGACCUGCGGAGCCUAUCUCGCCAACAAGGUGUACGGGACAGGUGUCCAGGAGGUCAUAAGACAGGAUGCUCCUUUAGAGUACGCCCCUGUUGAGCCAGACAUUCCCAGAGUGAAGAUAGUCUUUGUUUUGACAGUGAAUGGCCGUGCAGUCCGUCAGGUGAACAGGUUGCUGCGAUUGAUCUACUCUCCUUCCCACUACUACUACAUACACGUGGACAAGAGACAGGAGUACCUAUUUAGAGAGUUACUUCCCUUAGAAGACCGGUUCACCAAUGUGCACCUAACAAGGCAAAGAUUUUCCACCAUCUGGGGCGGGGCCAGCUUGCUGCAAGCACAUUUGAGCUUUUUGACUGAACUGUUUGAAGACAAGAAGAACUGGACCUGGGACUAUUACAUCAAUCUUAGUGAAAGUGAUUACCCUGUCAAACCAGUCUCUGACUUAGUGGAGUACCUCACAGCUUACAAAGGUUUCAAUUUUCUUCGGUCUUUUGGGAAAAAUGUUCCAAGGUUUAUAAAGAAACAAGGAAUUGACCAGACUUUUCAUGAAUGUGAGGAUCAUUUGUGGCGUGUGGCCCCACGUCCACUUCCUUCAGGAGUUAUCUUUGAUGGAGGAAGUGACUGGAUUGGUCUGUUUAGAGAGUUUGCUCGCUACGCCCUCAAUUCCAAGGACAAGCUGGUGACAGGAUUAAAACAGUAUUAUAAAUACUCUCUUCUACCUGUGGAGUCCUUCUUUCACAUGGUGCUACAAAACAGUUUGUUCUGUAGCCAGUCAGUAGAUAACAACCUUCACCUGACUAACUGGAGGAGGAAGCAAGGUUGCAAGUGUCAGUACAAGCACAUAGUGGACUGGUGUGGCUGCUCCCCCAACAACAUCAAGAUCUCAGACAUGGAGAGACUUCUGCACUACGACAAGAAACCAAUGUUCUUUGCUAGGAAGUUUGAGGCCAUUGUUGAUCAGGAAGUCAUUAACUCUGUGGACGUCACUUUUCAUGGAUACCUUUACUCAGGUGUUCAAAGUUUGUCCAACUACUGGCAGAAUGUCUACCAUCACCUGGACAAGAACACCAAGGUGAAAGAUGCUGCUCUUACCAUCUAUUCAUCAGUAGAGAGGAUAGCCUCAUCACUCUUAGAUAAGACCAUGACUUCCUGUGCACUGAAACCCUUCAAACUUCUAGAGACCACUGUUUUCAAUGAGGCAGAUCACUUCCAUGGUCUGCUGGUUCUCUUCUCAGCACAGCUACAGAGCACAGGCCAAGUAGUCACCUUAGAAGUCCAUGCUGAGCCUCAACACUAUUACUCAGUAGUUGACAAUAAAGGGAAAGCAGCCAGACUGCAGUCAUUAGAGGUUGGUACUGACUUUGAUGUCAAAGAGUUGAUCUUCAGAAAUGAUGGGAAUUUGAUUGGGCCUUUUGAUGAGAUCACUUUACGCCAUGCCUGGCUUCCUGGAACAGAAUUUUCUGUCUCCAUUGCUUGGGUGGACCCUACCAAUGAGAUAGCAGCCUCUUAUGAUGUACACAUCCCAUCUGUCUACCAUGUUGGAAACCAGAAACCAUUUCUCAACAAGCCCCUUCGACCAGGCAUGUGGAAGUCUUGUGUGAUGAUUGACCUCAAGUUGGUGGCUUGCACACAGUUUCUGGUCACCCCACUCACCUUUUACAACAACAGACCCAUUUCUUCCUCUGAGGCCCACCGGGCUCACCAGGGCCCCAAUGGUCUCUACACUAGUACAGACUUUUCAGAGUUUAAGCCCAACCUGAACCUAAAUGAUGAUCCCAAACUUAUUAGUGAAGCCAACAUAAACAGUAGGAAAACUGGCCCUGAGUUGGAACAGUGGGUGGACAUGCUGGCUAAGUUUUUCUGGGUGGUCCAGAACACUUGUGUCACAGAGUUGGUCAGUGCAUGCCCAAUGCUAGUUCCCUGUCAGAAUGUCUCCUGGAGCUCAAGGUCACCAGACCUGAAGUCAGACACUAGAUAUAUAGGUGCCAAGAUUCCAGUUGUUAGCUGACACGAAUGGAUGCUUAGAGUUAUUCUAUUAAUUUUAGUAAUUACCACUUCUCUGUUGUUUGAUUUUGUGGUCAGAAAUUCUGUUCCUCAGACAACUUGAUUGAAAUGUUUUUGUAUGUGGUCAGAAAUGUUAUCCUACUAAAAAUGAUAAUUUUUCCCUCCUAAACAUUUGUGUGUGUGUGUGCAACAGUGUUGCCACUGCACCUUGUGAUUGGAAAGGUUUGAAGAAGAAAGCGUGUGUGUGUUAUUUUGUUUAUAAUUCUAACAAAAUCAAAAAGGCUUGACUUUUAAAACUGAGAGCUAUUUAUAUCUGUGGAGUGUGUACAUGGUAGGGGGAAGUGGAGAUUUUUUUUGUUUUAAAUUGUCACAUAGUUCUGUGGCUGGGAAAAAAAACUAUGAAGUAAAAGUAAAUGCAGAGAAAGUGUUUAUUCAACUACCUGACCUAUGUAAAUGGAACAUACAUUAUGUGCCUUAUUUGAAAUGGAAUCAUGUUUGUUUUCACAUUUCAUUAUUGCAAACAUUUGACAAUUUCAACAUUGCUUUGUCAUGGAAUUUGUUUAUGUCAUUGGAAUCAAAAUGUUGAAAGCUGUUGUUUGCUUUUCUUUCUUAUUAUUUAUUGAAUGUCUUUAGAUUCAUUGUAAUUGUAAACCUUGGCUUAAUAAUUUGCUAAUUAUGUCUAUAAAUUAAAGCCAAAUUUUAUUCAACCUGAAACUGAAAAAAAUGAUCUGAAUAUAUUUUUAUUUCAAUAUCUGCUUAAUUUAUAAAGUAACAUAUAAUUUGAACAUUUUUUUUUUCAUAUUGUUAUUAUGUGUAAAAAUGUUAUAUUUUAUUUUAAUAGUUUUUAUUUAUCACAUAGUAUACUUUUUCCCAAUGAAAAAUGUAAAAGUUUAUUUAUGUUAAUUAAAAAACAACAACUGAUACUUAAGUUCACACUAGUACUAUGGUUAAUGAACUCUGGCUUCACUUAGUUUAUCAAAGCCAGAAUUCUAACUCCUGCCUUAUACCAAGUAGGCCAGUGCUAUCUGUACUAGCCUGCAUCUUUUACAGAAGCUUGCACAUGGUGGGGAGUGAUGUGGGAGGUAUCUUUAGUGUCACUAAAUCUGACCAAUAGUAUUUUGGUCCUUGACACACAUAGGGGUAGAAGUGAGUCUCUUGAAGGUGUUUGAUUUUCUAUUUGUGUCCUAUGAAUAGGACAAAACAAACUUGUUUCUUUCAUGUUUGAAUGGCAGGUUUCCAUAUCUCAUUUAUUUAUGCUAUACACUUUUGUUAUUAAUUGUAGUAGACAAUUUUUUGUUAAAUAGGGGCUGUUCUCACAUUUUAAUUCUACAAAAUGUAAUUAGUCAUUAUUUAGCACGUAGCUAUUUUUAAUUUAUUGCUUCAGCAAACUGUACAUUAUUACUGAAAGAAAUGUAUUCAUCUAGAUUAUUCUAGAUAGUUAUUCUGUGACUGGGGAACUUUGUCACUGGAACAGAACAUAAGUUGAAUAUUUAUUUUUUACACUAAGUUAUACACUAUUAUUUUUGGUUGACAUUUAAUGCACUUAAGUCAAAAAAUUGUUUUUUUUUAAUUAUUAUUUUGUCUGCUGGUAAUGAUAUUUGAUUCUUACUUACAACUUUAGUGGAAGUUAUUUAAUAUCACUUUUUCUUGUUCAAUGUUUUCUUUACACAAAUAUAUAUUUUUAUUUUAUUCUCACUUUAUUUGUGGUAUAACAUUUAUACAUUUACUUUCUAAUAUCUAUUUACACAUUUUUUAAAACUCUGACUACUUUCAAUGUUUAUACUCUUGUGUCUCCAUGAUUGCUUUACAGUUUUAAUGGAUUUACAAAUUGUAAUUUACUUACUAUAUUAAAAAAAAAUAAUAACUUAAAUUUGAAUAUAUUUUACUACAGGAAUCAUCUUCCAACAUGGGUCUAUUUUUAUCCUCUUAUUCAUUUUAUGGCAGUAUUAAUUCUAAGGGUUGCUAAAUCAAUUUGUGUUUGAUCUUUAAGAUCAAUGAUGUCAACUCACGAUUGUUCCAUUCCUUAAUCAAAAAUUUACUUGUGUAAGGUUUUAAAUCUGUCAUCAAAAUGUAUUUAGUAUGAUUGAUAUUGAAUGCAGCCUUCCAUCCUAGUUUUGUCAUUGAACUUAACGAAACAGCUUUGAACAAAGGGCUAAGAAAGCAUGUGGACCAACGAGCUAAAUUUAUAUUUUGCAGUGUUUACAAAUGUGAAGAUCUCAUAAUUAUUAUUCACUAACAACGUAAGCUUUAAGUGUUAUACCCAAUUAAAUUUUGUGUCUGUGUGCGCAUGUAUGUAUGUGGCUUUUGUACCAAAACUGCGUAUUGGAGUUCAUUUCUCAGGAAGAGUGUUUGUUUUCAUUUAAGAGUUGUCUGUGCAUUGUAGAACAAGAAGUACAUGGGUUGAAUAGCAAGAUGUAUCUGGGUUGAAUAGCAAGAUGUAUCUGGGUUGUAGAACAAGAAGUACAUGGGUUGAAUAGCAAGAUGUAUCUGGGUUGUAGAACAAGAAGUACAUGGGUUGAAUAGCAAGAUGUAUCUGGUUUGAAUUGCAAGAUGUAUCUGGGUUGUAGAACAAGAAAAUGUCCAUGGGAUGUGUACUACAGACUUUGAACAAAUAUGGGCCACUUAAAAAGUCUUGUCCCAAUGUUUGUCUCCUGUAUCUAUAUUUUACAUUAAAAUCUUGUAAACACACUUGUAUCUGUGUGCAUUAUGAGGUGCAUUUGUUCAAAUCCCAGUCCGUUGUCAGGACUCGCUGAAUUUGUGAUAUUAGUUAUGUAUUUGAUUCACUUCAUUACUGUACAUUGUGGGCUUUUACAUAUUUGCAUGGUUGGAUUAAAAAAUGCUGAUAGCUGGGUAUUAUUUUUUUUAGUUACCCAUAUUCUAUGAGUUUUUAGCAUAAGUAAUAUGGGAUAGGUAAAAAAAACAAUUAGCAAUGUACCUUCUCUCCUUUCCCCUUCCAAAAAAAAAAAAAAAGAAUCCCUAUGAUUGUUUGAGUUCAUUGUUUUAUCUUCACUUUGACAGAUUUGUCUUCUUGUAUUUAAGAACUGUUCAGCUGUGUUCAUUAAACAAGUAACUUCUGAUACUAGAGUUACCAAGGGCAGCAUUAGAAUAGAAGCUGGGAAUUGUAGAAGAUCCAAUGCCAAAAUUGUAUCUUUUUAGACUUAAUAGCCUUGAACUAUUUGGCAACAUUUUCUGAAGAUAAUAAUCCUUUGUGUUCCUGCAGAUAGUCAAGCUAACACAAACUUAAUCUUACAAUGUUUCUUUGAUGUCUUGAUGUUGGGAAACUCUUUCAUGGGCAGAUAAUAUAUUGAACUGGUAUAAAAAGUUAUCUAUUUUUAGACAUUUUAAAAUAUAAACUUUGAUCAAUUUAAUCUCUCUUACAUUUGUAAUUUUUUUUAGGCCAGAAUAUUUAGUUUUGUAAUGAAUGUAUAUAUCAUGAAAUGGAUGCAACUGGUUAACAAAUUAGUGAUGAAAUUAUUCCAUAAUGAAUAAACUAUAGAGAGUGAAAUACAUCAGAGGCUAUUGACAAACAAAU
Molecule: messenger RNA, 6539 nt
Organism: Biomphalaria glabrata
Lineage: Eukaryota; Metazoa; Mollusca; Gastropoda; Planorbidae
Product: xylosyltransferase 1-like
Exons: 13
Coding region: 27-3011 (994 amino acids)
Biological process (GO): heparan sulfate proteoglycan biosynthetic process; chondroitin sulfate proteoglycan biosynthetic process
Cellular component (GO): membrane
Molecular function (GO): protein xylosyltransferase activity
Source: RefSeq, a predicted model, not a curated record